AGUUCAAACUGAUUAAUUUUAUUCAGUAGCUCAGUUGCUUGCUGUCUGUAAACGUUGAUUUUGUUGUUUUGAGAGCAGUCUAUUUAAAAAAUGCCGCGUUUACCGUAUACUUUCCGAGGUUUCAUCGCUCCGGUCUUCACGCCUUUUAAUUCAAGAAAUUCAACACUAAAUUUAUCAAUAAUACCGAAAUAUGCUCAAUAUUUGGCUGAUAACGGAGUCAAUGGCGUUUUAGUCAAUGGUACAACUGGGGAAGGCGUAUCGAUGACAGUAUCUGAACGUAAACAAGUUGCAGAAGCAUGGGCUAAUGCUGUUAAAACAACCAAGCAACAUUUGAUGAUUCAAGUUGGCGGAACGACUUUUCCUGAUGUUAUUGAACUUGCUAAACAUGCAGAAGAAUUAAAAGCUGAUUCUAUUCUGUGCUUACCAGAACUGUAUUUUAAACCUACCAACUGUAAAGAAUUAACAGAAUACUUAAGAAAUGUUGGAAAUGCUGCACCUAAUACCCCCCUCCUGUACUAUCAUAUUCCAAUGCUCACAAAUGUCAACAUUCACAUGGGACAGUUUUUAGAGAUGGUUGGUGACUCGAUUCCAUCUUUUGUUGGCAUUAAAUUCACCAGUAUUAAUCUUGAAGAAGGAGCUCAAGCAGUGCGAGCUAAUUCCAGACAAUUUGCUGUCUUCUUAGGAACUAAUUUAUUAAUAUCAGCUGGAUCUUCAGUUGGUAUGGAUUCCUUUAUCCCAACGAGCAUUAACAUUUUUCCAGAGUUGACAAUAAAAAUUUUCGACGCUUUCAAACGAAGUGACGCCUUAAAAGCUGCUGAGUUUCAAAACAAAUUAUCUGAAGUUGUUAUUGCAAUAUCUAAACAUGGUAAUUGGGUGACAACAAUGAAAACGGCGAUGGCACUUUUGACCACAAUUGAUUUAGGUUCCGUUCGUUUUCCAAAUGGAUCACUUUCUUCGGAAAGUAUCGAGGUUAUGAAGAAAGACCUCAAAUUACUGGGAUAUAACUUAAAUUAAAGUUCAAAUUUAUUUCAACAAAAAAUUAAUUCAUAAAGAUUAUUCGCAAUGGCAAUAAACAUAAGAUUUAUGUA
Molecule: messenger RNA, 1088 nt
Organism: Cotesia glomerata
Lineage: Eukaryota; Metazoa; Arthropoda; Insecta; Hymenoptera; Braconidae
Product: N-acetylneuraminate lyase-like
Exons: 8
Coding region: 91-1014 (307 amino acids)
Biological process (GO): N-acetylneuraminate catabolic process
Molecular function (GO): N-acetylneuraminate lyase activity; 4-hydroxy-tetrahydrodipicolinate synthase activity
Source: RefSeq, a predicted model, not a curated record